UUGGACACAACCAUUUGUUGAUAAUUUGGCUGGAUGGUCUGAAAGCGCCGGACCGCAAAUUGACAAAUAUCCCAGAUUCGGUUCUUUUAAGAAAGAUGAUAUGGAGUUAAUGAAAUCCAUGGUUAAAGCUGGAUGGGGUAAUCCCCAGUGGGAUUAUAAAUAUAUGUGCGAAUCGUAUGAAAUUUGGCAAAAAAUGAAAAAAAUAUGGAACCAAGGUCCCGAGCGUGUUGAUAAAUCGAACAAAAUCUCGAUCGAUGCACCGUCAACUGUAAAGACACCUCCACCUUAUGAUACAACCGUAAUUUCUGUCCAAACUCAUGCUCACACCAACUCAAAUUUGUAUCCCUCAUUGCUUUCUUUUUCCUCGUGUGCACAACCCCCUCCCCCUCCCGAGUUAAACAAAGAAACUUUACACGCUGCAGCUCAGCCCUCAAUGGCUUGGGUCCAAGAAGGUCCUAGAAUUAUUCUUAAACCGGCAACAAUGACAGACAUUGAUACUAUAUGUAAAACUCUCCCUAACCCGAAUAAUUCUAACAAAUUUGUAGAUGUUUUCCGCUCACACACAAGAUAUGCGCAAUUAAGCGCAUAUCUUGAUGAUGUUACUGAAUCGUCUCUUAUUGUGGAAAUCCCUUCUUUAAGUCUUGAUAAUGAUGACUUGGAUGGCUCUGGUAUACAACGAGACCCUCAUGAAUUUUGGUGGGCCUAUCCCGAUAAUGUCACUAAAUUUUUCGAGCAGGUUAAGCUUUUUCUAGAUGCCCGUGCUCAUGUCUGUAGAGAUCUGACCCAUGCCACAAAUACCAAGCAAAAUAAGGGCGAAUCCGCUUCUGCUUUUGUUUCUCGUUUUAAACGUGUGUGGGAAGAAGAUGCUCGUAUUCCAGUAAGCGGUGAAAUGUCCUCACUGUUUAUAAAUACGUGCUUAAAUAAUAUGAAUCCUGAUUUGGCACAUUUGGUUCGUGUAACGACUGCAAAUUUAAUGCAACAAACUGUUGACUUACUAACGCAUUCAUGAGUUAGAUGCAUCUGGUGGUUUCACUUCUUUUCUGUUUAAGCCGAAACAUGAAGUUAUGCUGGCAGCUUCUCAACAGCAAAUGGCUGCAUUGUCGGUGCGUACCAGAGGGAACCAAAGGGGCGGACCUCAAUAUAAUCGGGGCCCGCCUCGGGGAGGUCUUAAAAGGUACGGGGUGUGUCAUAACUGUGGCAAAUCAGGCCACUGGGAGAGAGAGUGUAGAUUGAAACAGGAACAUGAUAUCGUACGUCUGCCUCGAGCACCACAGAUCAACCAAACUCAAGCACCACUAUAUGGCAUUGGUUCUGCUGAAUCGCGGAGAUGCAUACAAGCUUCUGUUAGAGAGCACUGUGCUGGACCCAAGAUUCCAGACUCUACCGCAGCUAGACCAUAACCAAUGCGAGUCUGUCUUCCUGAGGGUGCAGACAAAGGCUGAACAAUGGCAGCAAAAUCAGGCCAACAGGUGCUGAUUCGGAGUCUGAAACCAGUCGCCGUGGGGGAACCGAGAUACCUGGGCCCAGCUGUAGUUAUCGCAGUAACGAGAACUGGAGUGCUUACGGAUC
Molecule: messenger RNA, 1569 nt
Organism: Triplophysa rosa
Lineage: Eukaryota; Metazoa; Chordata; Actinopteri; Cypriniformes; Nemacheilidae
Exons: 2
Coding region: 101-1009 (302 amino acids)
Source: RefSeq, a predicted model, not a curated record